CCUCCGCUCCUCCGCCGCCGCCGCCGCCAUGCACCGCCGCCUCCACCAGCCCCACCUCCCGCCCUCCGACUCCCCGUCCUCCGCCGCCGCCGCCCCCUCGCCCUCCUCCUCCUCCGACGACGCCAAGCGCGGCAAGAAGCGGGGCAGCUACAACUGCGGCCGCUGCGGCCUCCCCAAGAAGGGCCACUCCUGCGACUCCUCCUCCACCGCCGCCGCCGCCGCAGCCGCGUCGUCCACGCCGGUCAGCGCCUCUGCUGCGGCCGCCUCCUCUACGGCGGCGUCCGCGUCCGCCCUCGUCCGGCCCUCGUUCUCCUCCUCCUCCUCCGCCGCCCGGCCUCCCCAGCCGCCGCCCUUCCUCCCGCGGCACCCGAUCUCCCACCUCCGCCGCGCGCUCUCCUUCGACGACCUCGACGUCCGCGCCGACGAGGGGGAGGACUUCGACGAGGUCGAGCCGGAUCUCGACGAGCGGGAUCAGGAUUUGGUGGACGGGGAUGCGGACGCCGGCGGGUUGCCUGUGAGGUGCUUGUGGGAGGUCAUGAGGAGGCUGCCGCCGGCGGAGCUGCUCGCGGCUGCGAAGGUGUGCAAGGGGUGGCGGGACACCUCGAGGAGGGUGUGGAGGGCUGCCGAGGAUCUGAAGCUCAGGGUUCCCGCGAGAGCUCAGCUCUGUUUCGUCGGAUCGGUGUUGAACAAGUGCCCUGAGCUCGUUAGGCUGUCUCUGAGGAUGGAAAGUGAUGUAGAUGCGACGAUGCUGGCUUGCAUUGCCUUCUCAUGCCCUAAUUUGGAGUCUAUGGAGAUCUCAACAUCCUCUAAUGCUGUCAACCGGAUCACAGGAGAUGAAUUGGGUCGUUUUGUUGCUGACAAACGAUGCCUAACCAGUCUAAAAAUGGAAGGUUGCUCUAACCUUGGGGGUUUGGUUCUCAGCUCAUCGAGUCUUUCUACGCUCUGGCUUGCUGAUCUUUACUCCCUCUCAAAAAUGGUUUUAAACUGCCCCAACUUAAGAGAAAUCUCCUUGGAAUUCUCUCGCAAUGGAAAUGAUUGUACAGAUUUGAUUGCCAUGGUUGAUGGUCUGGGAAGGAGUUGUCCAUGGUUACAAAAUAUUCACAUUGCAUCACUUCGGCUUUCCCAUGCUGUCGUACUAGCUCUUACGGCUUCAGAUUUAAGGGGUUUGCGGAUGCUCUCACUUGUGCUUGGAUCAGAAAUCACUGAUGCCUCGGUUGCUGCUAUUACUUCAAGCUUUUCGGAUUUAGAAUUGCUUGAUCUCAGUGGGUCAAGCAUUAGUGACAGUGGCAUUGGGAUGAUAUGCAAUGAGUUUCCUGAAACAUUAUCAAGACUCCUGCUUGCCCUUUGUCCUAACAUCACUUCAAGUGGAAUUCAGUUUGCCACAGCUCAGCUGCCUCUUCUUGAACUUAUGGACUGUGGAAUGACCAUAUGUGAUGCUAAUGACGAAAGCCUCAUCUCUGAUGAAGCCAUCAACCAGGGGAUGGAGAAAAGGCCCAAGAGCAAUCUUCACCUCAUACACCAGAAGCUUAUUAUUAAGCACAGCAAAUUGAAAAAACUCAGCUUGUGGGGUUGUAGUGGCUUAGAUGCCCUGUAUUUGAACUGCCCAGAGUUGAAUGACCUGAAUCUCAACGCCUGUAAAAAUUUGCUCCCUGAUCGAUUGUUAAUUCAGUGCCCCAGUUUAGAGAAUGUAUAUGCAUCAGGUUGUGAAGAAUUGUUAAUAGAGGUUAUUCAAAACCAGGUCAACAAUGAUUCUAUUCCUGUGGAAAACCAUUUGCCCUUUAAACGUCUGGCUGAUGGUUCCAAGAGAAUUCGGGUUCCUCAUUUUCUGUGCCAACAGCAAUUUGAUGUGGAUAAGAAGCAGAGGAGUAGGAGGCGGCCGUGUAAUGUGCUUGUAGAAUGAUGAUACAUAUGGAUAGUUUUGACAACUGACAUGGUGAUAGCUUCACUUGUUGUCAUUUUACUGCCGAGUCAAGGCCCUCUAGACCGACUUCUUGUGGGUUCCCAACAUUAUUGCCAGUUGCUGAUGCCUUGUAGAAUUCUUUUAGGCAUCAUGUGGCCCGCUGAUCACUGUACUAGAAAACAUUCUGGAGCUUGGCUUCAGCAGCAUAACUUCACCAUUCUAAAAUAAAGUUACUACCUUAUGUAAUUUCUGUGCAAACAGUCUUUGUAUCAGGAGUUUCAUGGAAAGACAGUACUUUACUGAGAAUUUAUAUUGGAGGAUAAACUGGUGCUGCUAAUAUUCAUGUAAUUGACAUCAGAGGUUAAAAGGAACUCGGCAAGGCUGAGUUUGUGGUAGA
Molecule: messenger RNA, 2297 nt
Organism: Eucalyptus grandis
Lineage: Eukaryota; Viridiplantae; Streptophyta; Magnoliopsida; Myrtales; Myrtaceae
Product: F-box/LRR-repeat protein 17
Exons: 11
Coding region: 29-1900 (623 amino acids)
Molecular function (GO): protein binding
Source: RefSeq, a predicted model, not a curated record